Rattus norvegicus (Norway rat) is the source of this 5818-nucleotide messenger RNA. The record is from RefSeq and is a predicted model, not a curated record. Lineage: Eukaryota; Metazoa; Chordata; Mammalia; Rodentia; Muridae.
GGCUGGCGUGUGGGUGUCAAACGCUGCACGGGCUCGGGUCGCUCCCGCCUCUCCAGCGUCGCCGGCGGCUGCAGCCUUGCACUCGCGCUGGCCGGGAACAGAGGUGAGCCGGGACUCGCGGGGCUUGAUGUGGUGGUGUCUCGGGAGUCGGGACGGGGCGGGGCGCGGACCUUCUUUCCAGUGCGUGGACUCCCCUAGAGCACCGGCUUCCCCCUCGUUGGCCGGGGCGUGCACUGUGCGGCCAGCCGGACCCCACCCGGCUGGACUGCUCAGCCAGGCUCCGCCCCACCUGAGCCCGCUCUGAGCUGAGAGAGGACGUUUGCCUCCCAGCCUCGGCUCCUGUCUUCGCCUCACACCUCAUCUCCCGAGCCUUCAGUUUGGAACAACCCCGCCCCUCCCCAGAGCAUGCUCUUCCCCCGGCUCACCCGGGUCCGAGUCGGCCGGCCUUCCCCAGGGGACCGGGGGAAGGGGUUCCCUUACCCACGUCUUUCUCGCCCCCGGGACUGGAUUCCCCUACCCGGCCCCCACUCCACAGCACAGCGGGGACGGGGGCGGCGAAGCCAGGCUCCAGCUGCCUUUUGUUCCGCGUGGGAUGGCAGAGACCUGGCGGCCCUGUUGGGCGAGUCCGGGUGGGCGAGCCGCGCGUGGGGUCGGCCUCUUCCGGGAGACCCUCGCUCUCCUGUGGGCCGGCGGGCCGGCUCCGUCCGAGCGCGAGCCGAGCGCGUUGGGAGAGGCAGGCCAUUCCUAGAGGAGUCCGGGCCAACAGGUUUUUGUUUGCAACCUGAAGUUGGCCCAGUGGUUUUGCAGGGGGAGCAGACCGUCUGAGCUCCCUAGAAACCUUAGGUUGGUCGGUACAAGUUCGUUCCUUGGUCUGGGGCCUCAGUCCUUCCCAGCGGCCUCUUCACUUUAGUGCUGCCUUGGGAACGCAUUUGAAGUCUGUUUCAGGAAGGAUAGGAUUUAGCCAUUCUUGUGAUUUUUGACUAGGGAAACUAAGGCCCAAAAAAUGUGUUAGUUUGCCCAAGGUCAUCUAGGGAUAGGGUGUCUGACACAGCUGGAAGCCCCAACUCCGGGACACUUAAGGAUUCCUUCAACGUUAAGGAUUCCCCAAGUCGCUUGCCUGUUAUUUUUAACAUUCAUACAAGAAAAUGGGUAAAGAAAGAUGAGAAAGAUGUGUGAAUUCUUCUGCAUACUCAAGAAAAUAACCCGUGGAAGAAGGGAUUGAAAUGGGGUUGAAAUGAAAAAGUUAUGGCCUUCCUUGCUCCAAGGUUUGGGACAGGACUCUGAUUUUGCACAUCUUAGGACCCAUUUGUGGAUAAGUGCUGCUGAAGUGGGGCACAUAGCCAGCUGCAGGCUCAGGGGAUGCCAGCCACCAAUGCCAGCAGUCUGUGUUUUGGGGAUUCAUGAAGAGCUGAACAGAUGGGUAGAGAGGCAGAACAUGCCCACCAUCAGAUGAAGUCAGUGCUCUGGCCUCAGGCACAGACAGGCUCCUCAGCAUAUCUGAGUGAGCAGAGAAGGCAUCUGAAGCUUCAUGAAUUGUCUCCCUCUUACCUAUGUGGCUGGCAUGGCUGCCAGCUUCUGGGACCUGAGGCUUUGGAGGAAGAAAUGACUGUGGAUGGCCUUUUUGUUCCAUCUGCGUUUCUGACACGGAAACUUCCUAGGGUGCAGGCUUAGGGGACAGGAAAGUUUCUCUUGAAGGGCUUCACAUUUGUAACAAGAUAAAAAUGACAACUUCAUCUAUUAGACGGCAGAUGAAAAACAUUGUGAACAAUUACUCAGAGGCUGAAAUCAAAGUCCGGGAAGCCACCUCCAAUGACCCAUGGGGCCCAUCCAGCUCUCUGAUGACUGAGAUUGCUGACCUGACCUAUAAUGUGGUAGCCUUCUCGGAGAUCAUGAGCAUGGUUUGGAAGCGGCUUAAUGACCAUGGCAAGAACUGGCGACAUGUAUACAAGGCGCUGACACUGCUGGACUACCUUAUCAAGACAGGUUCUGAGCGGGUGGCCCAGCAGUGUCGGGAGAACAUCUUUGCUAUACAGACUCUGAAGGACUUCCAGUACAUUGACCGUGAUGGCAAGGACCAGGGUAUUAAUGUUCGAGAGAAGUCAAAGCAACUGGUUGCUCUCCUCAAGGAUGAGGAGCGGCUGAAGGUUGAGAGGGUUCAGGCUCUCAAAACCAAAGAGCGCAUGGCUCAGGUGGCCACUGGUGUGGGCAGCAACCAGAUCACCUUCGGUCGAGGCUCCAGCCAGCCCAACCUUUCUACCAGCUACUCAGAGCAAGAGUAUGGCAAGGCUGGGGGCUCGCCGGCGUCCUACCACGGCUCGCCAGAGGCCUCUCUGUGCCCCCAGCACCGCACAGGGGCCAUGCUGGGUCAGAGUGAGGAGCUGCAGCCACUGAGCCAGCGCCACCCCUGCCUGCCGCACCUGGGCCUAGCCUCCCACCCAAAUGGCGACUGGGCCCAGCCCUGCCUCACUUGUGACCGCGCAGCCCGAGCUACUUCCCCACGAGUGUCCUCUGAGUUGGAGCAGGCCCGGCCACAGACCAGCGGAGAAGAGGAGCUGCAGCUGCAACUGGCACUUGCCAUGAGCAGAGAGGUUGCAGAACAGUCAUCAGAAAGCGUGCAGACAGCCAGAGGCAGCAAGGAAGAACGCCUCAGGCGGGGUGAUGACCUCAGGUUGCAGAUGGCUCUGGAAGAAAGCCGGAGAGACACAGUAAAAGUUCCAAAAAAGAAAGAGGUGAAAGCUUGCUGCAAGCCAGGCUCCCACUCGCAGCAGACUACCUUGUUGGAUUUAAUGGAUGCCCUCCCCAGCUCAGGCCCUGUUGCACAGAAAACUGAGCCGUGGAGUACGGGAACCCCUGCCAACCAGACCAACCCCUGGGGUGGAACCGUGGCACCUGCGAACAUUUCUGACCCCUGGCCUUCAUUUGGUACCAAGCCAGCUGCCUCUGUGGACCCCUGGGGAGUACCUACCACAGCCAGCAUACAGUCUGUCCCCAAGAACUCAGACCCUUGGGCAGCCUCACAGCAGCCUGCCUCCGAUGCUGGAAAAACAGCUGAUGCCUGGGGGGCUGCCAAGCCUAGUCCUGCCUCAGGGUCCUUUGAGCUCUUCAGUAAUUUCAACGGUACAGUUAAAGACGAUUUUUCUGAAUUCGACAACCUUCGAACUUCAAAAAAACCAGCUGAGUCAGGGGCCUCAGUACCACCCCAGGACAGCAGAACCACGAGCCCUGACCUCUUUGAGUCUCAAUCCUUGACUUCUGCCUCGAGCAAGCCUAGCAGUGCUCGGAAAACACCUGAGUCCUUCCUGGGCCCCAAUGCAGCACUGGUGAACCUGGACUCACUGGUGACUAAGCCUAAUCCACCAGCUCAGUCCCUCAAUCCCUUCCUGGCACCAGGUGCUGCUGCUCCAGCUCCUGUCAAUCCCUUUCAGGUCAACCAGCCCCAGCCACUGACACUGAACCAGCUUCGGGGAAGCCCUGUCCUGGGAAGCAGUGCGUCCUUUGGGUCUGGUCCAGGGGUGGAGACGGUGGCUCCCAUGCCCUCUGUAGCUCCACACUCAGCACUGGGGGCCACUGGCUCCUCAUUGACACCACUAGGCCCUACAGCAAUGAACAUGGUAGGCAGUGUGGGUAUUCCCCCAUCAGCAGCUCAGCCAGCGGGCACAACCAACCCUUUCCUUCUCUAGUGCCCCGUGGGGACUUGCCUGAGUGAACACCCAGAGUGCUGGGCCAAGGACGUCAAGUGGGGACUCACUCUGAUUUGUGUAGUGGCUGAGAAUAUGGUGGUAGGGGUAUUAGAGCUUCAGGUCCAGCUUCCUGGUGAAAGGGUGGUUGUUACAAUCCAGACUUUAGGGUGGCCUCACUGUCCUAGUCAGACCCCUGGGUGUCUUCCUGAGUGCUCAGUUCCUCUAAGGUCUGGAAAGGAGGUAUUUAUCAGUGUUGCUCAAGAUUCUGGGAUGCUGUCUAGCCCAGAAUUUGGGACAGUCACAUUGUGUGUGUCUUGCCCACCCCAGUUAUCUUCAGGGUGCGGACAAGGUGAAGCUCUGACUCCAUUUGACACUGACCGUUGGGAAGUGGUUGUGCAUAUUUUAUUUUCCUUUGACUCAAUGUGAGUUCAAGGUAAACACUACUACCAGUGUGGAGCUUUAAGCUGACUGGAGCGCGACCCUGCCCUAUGGCUCUGUGCUUGUGCACGUUUGCACAUUUUGUUGAGUACAGUUUCAUAUUUGAGUUUGCAAAAUUAUCUAAUAGUCUUUUUUUGGCUAAUAUUUUUAUAACGUGGUUCUUAUUUAACUGUCUAGUUUUGAUAGAAUUGACCAAGUCUGGCUGAAUUAAGGUCUUGGCAUGUAUUAUUUUAGUGGUCUAAUUUCUCUUAUUUAUGGUUUUAACUGUAAGAAGACUUUAAAAGAAGAGAUAUUUGGAUGACAAAAUAUGCCUUAUGGAAAACUAAGCAAAAUUCUUUAUAGCAAAAAAACCGGGAAUUUGAUUAUACAAAAAGAAUUUUAUUAAAACAAGACAAAAACAUCCAACAAUAACGAAACCCGUAGCCUCUAGUUGCCUUUUUCCUUUCUUCAGCUCUUUUGAUGAAUUACCAAAUCAAUUGACUUCAGCAUUUUACCUAGAUCUGAGAGGCUUUUUUGCUACUAGUAUAUUGACAUCUUAAGGUUAAAAGGAAAAACAACGCAUGAUUGUGACUUGCCAGUUUUUAUCAACUAAUCCCUUUUUUGUACCUGGGAUGCAGGGGUUGCCAGGGACUUCUGUUUACUGCAGACCAGAAGUGUGGCUGGCUGCCCUGCCAUCAUGCUCAGGUUAAUGAGAUUGUGUGAAAAUGGAGGUGACUCUACACUUGUGGGCUCAGAGGUCACCACGGAUGGUCCCCCUAGCUGAGUCAUGACAGGGACUGGCCCUGAUUUGUCUUCCUGCCAGCUCCAACUCAGGCUACUGACCAGGAAGUAACCGUAUCCUAUUUUGGAGAAGAAAAAGUCCUCAGGUGGCAUAGAUUUAACAUACUGCACUGAUACUACCCUUUCUCUCCCAACCUCCUGCUGUCCUCACUCCUCACCCUCAAGGAAAGUAUUAAAUCUUGAAUUGCAUUUCUUCAAAGGAAGGACUGCCCCUUAUUGGUCCUGGCAGUUUGUGUGUCUUUCCUGCAAUAUGGAAUUUUAACCUUAAGCUCCAAGGACACCCAGCCACCUGCCAGUUCCUCUCUGCAUCCAGAGAAAGUUUUGACCCUCAGCACCCACAUAGUUGACUGAGUGAUUACUGUUUGAGAGAGGACUGCACUUAGGCCCCUCCUGAGUCUGAGUCUACAUGCUGUUCCUAGGCCCCACAAGCCAAGGGCCCUUCCUAACUACCCUUUCCACCCAGGACCCAAGGCCUAGGGAGAGGCUUGGGCUCUGCUGUUCAGGAAGGCUGAGCUGAUGGCUGCCUGGGAGAGAUGGAGGUAUCACAGGGCAGGGAGGCCAGGCACCAGUCCAGACUGCUUCCUUCAGAUGGUAUAGGCUAGGGCCAGAACUGCCUGCUGUGGGCCCGUGAUUCUGCUCCAGAAGACAAGAGCCCAUCUGACUGGAUCCCCAUCCCAGUAGCCAUUGGGCUCUUCCUCCCACAGGCCACCCAGCGCAUGUCCCUGUUACCCGCUGCACUGAUCAUGAAGCCGCUGGCCACUGCCAUGUGUGUUGCACACGUGCCACCAUGCCCUUCUUGAUGAAUACCCUGAAGGAAGUCACCCCGCUGCUUCUCAGUCCCAGGGCUGGUGGGUGGUUUUGGAUUUGUGUUGACUGUUGAUACUUUACUGUAUAAAUAUAAUUUAUCAUUUGUAUCAUGA